GGGCGGGGGAAGAUGGCGGAGCUCGGUAAGAAGUACUGCGUGUACUGCCUGGCCGAGGUGAGCCCGCUGCGCUUCCGCUGCACCGAGUGCCAGGACAUCGAGCUGUGCCCCGAGUGCUUCUCGGCCGGCGCCGAGAUCGGCCACCACCGCCGCUACCACGGCUACCAGCUGGUGGACGGCGGGCGCUUCACGCUGUGGGGGCCCGAGGCAGAGGGCGGCUGGACCAGCCGCGAGGAGCAGCUGCUGCUGGAUGCCAUCGAGCAGUUCGGCUUCGGAAACUGGGAAGACAUGGCCGCUCACGUCGGAGCUUCCCGCACGCCGCAGGAGGUGAUGGAGCAUUACGUAAGCAUGUACAUCCACGGAAACCUGGGGAGAGCCUGCAUCCCCGACACCAUCCCCAACCGGGUGACCGACCACACGUGCCCCGGCGGAGGGCCCCUGUCCCCCAGCCUCACCACCCCCUUGCCUCCCCUAGACAUCUCGGUGGCCGAGCAGCAGCAGCUGGGCUACAUGCCGCUGCGUGACGACUAUGAGAUCGAGUACGACCAGGACGCCGAGACGCUCAUCAGCGGGCUCUCGGUCAACUACGACGACGAGGACGUGGAGAUCGAGCUGAAGCGCGCGCACGUGGACAUGUACGUCCGCAAGCUCAGGGAGAGGCAGCGGCGCAAGAACAUCGCGCGCGACUACAACCUGGUGCCCGCCUUCCUGGGCAAGGACAAGAAGGACAAGGAGCGGCCGGCCAAGCGCAAGGUCACCAAGGAGGAGAAGGAGCUGCGGCUGAAGCUGCGGCCGCUCUACCAGUUCAUGUCGUGCAAGGAGUUCGACGACCUGUUUGAGGGCAUGCACAAGGAGAAGAUGCUGCGGGCCAAGAUCCGCGAGCUGCAGCGCUACCGGCGCAACGGCAUCACCAAGCUCGAGGAGUCGGCCGAGUACGAGGCGGCGCGGCACAAGCGCGAGAAGAGGAAGGAGAACAAGAGCGCGGCCGGCGCCAAGAGGGGCAGGGAGGACGGCAAGGACGGCGAGUUCGCAGCCAUCGAGCACCUGCCAGGCUUUGAGCUUCUGUCGGACCGCGAGAAGGUGCUCUGCAGCUCCUUGAACCUGAGCCCCGCGCGCUACGUGACCGUGAAGACCAUCAUCAUCAAAGACCACCUGCAGAAGCGGCAGGGGAUCCCCUCCAAAAGCCGCCUUCCUAGUUACUUGGACAAAGUCCUAAAAAAAAGGAUUUUAAAUUUCCUCACGGAGAGCGGGUGGAUAUCCAGGGAUGCGUCCUGAAAGCGCGUGGCUUUGCGGGCGGGCGCCGGCCGGCGAGCCCCAAGGACUUGGGGUGAGGGAGCGGCAGGAGAUGCUUCCCCCCCCUCCCCCCGCCGCCCCGUUGUUGCUCUUUUUUAAACAAAUUGAGUUCCUUUCUUUUAGGCUAUCAAUUCUUUUCAUGGUCCUCUGAAAAAGAAGCAAUAGUAACGAUUUUAUGUCGGAUCAUGGGGGAAGCCGAUAUAUGUAUAUUUUAACUUAGUUCUAAAGUCAUACCUUAAGAUGACGAUUUGCCUUUACGUGUUCAGUUUGGGGAAUAUUAUGAGAUUGGGCCAUUUCCUUUUGUGUCUUCCCUUUGGUACGCGACUCUUGGGCUGUGGGUAAGAGGAGCAGCUUUCUGCCGGGCCCGCCAGCCACCAGCUUGACCCUGUGACGUGACCUGUGGCUGGCUGCCAGGGACGCCCUCAGGGGGCCCGCUGCCACCCCCACGGACACCCCAGCACAGCCCCAGCACGCGGCACUUUAAGUGGGGGCCGGGGCGGGGCAGGUGGGCAGCGAGGCUGGAGAACCACGGGAUGUUUCCCCGGGAGCCUCAGAGGAAGGGUCGGGUGGAACACAGUGUCCAAGCGAGCUUCCCCUUGACUCCUGGCAGCGGGCAGUCGGAGCCUGCCGAUGCCGAGCCCGGAAACCACCCCUUGCCUCACUUACCGGGGGCAGAGCCUGCGGGCUCACGCGGGCAGGCUCCCUGGUGUGUGGAGGGGGGCUCCGGGGGCGCUGGCAGGACUGGCAUGGGCGCCAGGACUCAGAGCCAGUCUUCCAGGGGGCUGCUGCUUGCCACCCUUAGGACUUGCAGUACCGAGCACCCCAUUUGACUGGGAAGAACUCGUUUUAGAAAUUGGAGGAGGGCUCUGAGUUCUGGAGUCCGCGUCCUCCAGGAUUUCAUGGCGGUUGCAAUGACCUUUUCCACUGCAACCCUGACCUUGACCGUGCUGGCCUGGCUAAGCGUCUUACUUCCGGUGGUGCCCAGCGCUCUGCGGACCAGAGCUGGACUGGGCUGCUCGCGCAGCAGGCUCUGGCAGCGCAGGAGGGGGCCUCCGGGGCGAGGCCCUGCGUGGCUUCUCUGGGUCCCCGUCUUGGGCCGCUCAGCUUGUGCCCAGCCCUGCUGUCUGCAGGUGCCCCGCUUCCGUGGAUGGACACGGUACCUUCCUCCUGGAACUUGAGUCAGUCAUUUGUCUUCCUGCUGCUCAGGGUUGGUUCUCCUGUCUAAGGCCCUGCUUUAGAGUCGGGGUGACUGCAGACCCCAGCCCUCCAUUCUUCCUGGAGCCCAUCCUGCCUCUCCUGCCCCCCCAUAGCUACCAAGAGACUGUUUACCUCCCAGAAUGCUGGGGCUUGAAGUUACAUUAAAGUGAAGCUAUUUGAAAGACGAAAGAAAAAAAGACCCUCAUCAUUUCCAAGGACUUAAUUACGGUGCCUUUUCCUUUCUUUUUACAUUCUUCUGUCCCCCAGGGUAAAUUUUUCAGCAUUAAA
Molecule: messenger RNA, 2778 nt
Organism: Neomonachus schauinslandi (Hawaiian monk seal)
Lineage: Eukaryota; Metazoa; Chordata; Mammalia; Carnivora; Phocidae
Gene: TADA2B
Product: transcriptional adaptor 2B
Exons: 2
Coding region: 13-1275 (420 amino acids)
Biological process (GO): regulation of transcription by RNA polymerase II; chromatin remodeling
Cellular component (GO): nucleus; SAGA-type complex
Molecular function (GO): transcription coactivator activity; zinc ion binding; chromatin binding
Source: RefSeq, a predicted model, not a curated record